Aethina tumida (small hive beetle) is the source of this 2204-nucleotide messenger RNA. Its product is annotated as sodium-dependent serotonin transporter. The record is from RefSeq and is a predicted model, not a curated record. Bases 135 to 1970 code for a protein of 611 amino acids. Gene Ontology annotation, cellular component: membrane; neuron projection. Lineage: Eukaryota; Metazoa; Arthropoda; Insecta; Coleoptera; Nitidulidae. Gene Ontology annotation, molecular function: serotonin:sodium:chloride symporter activity; serotonin binding. The transcript has 11 exons. Gene Ontology annotation, biological process: serotonin uptake; sodium ion transmembrane transport.
UCAAUUUCAACCACCAACCCCGACGUAUAUUUUAUCCUAACAUGCCACCUGAUUUGAUGUCACGUACGCUUAUUUAAAGGCAUGUUCUAGGCAUGCAUGGGGUAUCGAAACUAACAAAAACAGACAACUAAGAGAUGGCACCAUCCGAACCAGAAGGCCCGAACUGCACGGAAAACGACAGUCAGAAAGCGAAGUCGCCGGCGGAGAACGAUGGCCAAUGUAAAAAGUCACCGUGCAAAUCGAAGGACACAAAAACGGCAAAGCAGAACAAAGAGAACGUCACACGUGUGGUCGUUGUUGCCUUAACACCGGACAGACGGAGGGAGACAUGGAACAAGAAGGUGGAGUUCCUGCUGGCCGUCGUGGGCUUCGCCGUCGACUUGGGAAACGUCUGGAGGUUUCCUUAUAUUUGCUACCAAAAUGGAGGAGGUGCCUUUCUAAUUCCAUACACAAUAAUGUUGGUGUUUGGAGGCCUUCCUCUGUUUUAUAUGGAACUGGCUUUAGGACAGUUCCAUAGAAGUGGUUGCUUAACUAUAUGGAAAAGAAUAUGUCCCGCAUUAAAGGGUGUGGGUUACGCGAUCUGCCUGAUUGACAUCUAUAUGGGGAUGUACUACAACACUAUCAUCGGUUGGGCUUUGUAUUACCUCAUCGCUUCCUUCCAGGCUGAAUUGCCGUGGACAAAAUGCCAUAACAGCUGGAACACGCCGUUCUGUCGUCCCGUCACCGAUGCACUUUCCAAUAUGACCUCUUCCAGUCCCGCCAGAGAAUUUUUUGAACGAGAGGUGCUAGAACAACAAAAAUCAGACGGCCUUAACAGAAUGGGACCUAUAAAACCUGCUCUUGCAUUAUGUGUUUUUGCAGUUUUUAUAUUAGUUUAUUUCUCCCUUUGGAAAGGAGUACGAAGUACUGGAAAGGCUGUGUGGAUAACAGCAAUCGCUCCCUACGUGGUCCUCAUCAUCCUCCUGGCACGGGGCGUCUCGUUGCCCGGUGCCGCGGAAGGUAUCCGAUACUAUCUAACUCCCGAAUGGCAUAAACUCUACAACUCCCGCGUGUGGAUAGACGCCGCAUCCCAAAUAUUCUUUUCACUGGGGCCCGGAUUCGGCACGCUCCUCGCCUUGUCCAGUUACAACAAAUUCAACAACAAUUGCUACAGGGAUGCGGUGUUAACGAGCAGUAUUAAUUGUCUCACGAGCUUCCUGGCAGGCUUCGUAAUAUUUUCAGUAUUGGGGUACAUGGCACACGUACAAAAUAAGAGUAUCGAAGAAGUUGGACUGGAAGGGCCAGGGUUGGUGUUCAUUGUAUAUCCGGAAGCAAUAGCCACAAUGAGUGGGUCCGUGUUCUGGUCCAUAAUAUUCUUCCUGAUGUUGAUAACUCUCGGCCUUGACAGUACUUUUGGAGGGUUGGAGGCAAUGAUAACGGCUUUGUGUGACGAGUAUCCGAAAGUUCUGGGUCGUCACCGAGAAAUAUUCGUCGCAGUACUUCUGUUUUGCAUUUACAUUUGUGCCUUGCCAACUACAACCUACGGGGGUGUGCAUUUGGUGAAUAUGCUGAACGUGUACGGACCAGGCCUCGCCAUAUUAUUCGUGGUUUUCGUUGAAGCAGCAGGUGUAUGUUGGAUCUAUGGCACCGACAACUUCGCACGAGACAUUGAGAAAAUGAUCGGACGUCGACCGGGAUUGUUUUGGAGACUCUGCUGGAAAUACAUCAGUCCCAUGUUCCUUCUAGUUAUCUUUGUGUUUUCACUGUUGAGUCACGAACAGAUGUUGGGAACGGAGUAUAAGUACCCCGAUUGGAGUAUGCACGUCGGUUAUGCUCUUACAGCCUCAUCAAUCAUAUGUAUUCCACUUUAUAUAAUAUACAAGUUUGCUGUGACCCCGGGAAGCUUAUUACUGAGAUGGAAAAUGAUAUGGAAAGCUGAGCACUCGUCCGAUAACAGCGCCCUGACAUACUGCGGAGGCACCGAAGUCUGACCUGAGAACAUGCCCAGGUCGUACACCAUUGAAUGGUUAGUUUAGACUUAAGAAUGUAAUUUUAAACCGGCAAAGUUUCAGCCAUACUUUGUCCGGUUUUUAAAUUUUCAUUUCGACUUUGCGUUGUUUUAGAUGUCGUUGUGCAAAAUGUUCUUAUAUUAACAUAUAUCGAUGUUACAAUAUUUGAAAUAAAUUUUAUGUCUACGUGAAUCAUACGUAAAUUGUACAAAUCAG